AUGAGAGCAAUACUGGAUGCACACCCAUAUGUUAGAUGGUUUGGGGUAAACGAUUAUGCCACAGAAAGUUCGAGAAUUUAGUGGUGGCGAAACUAUGCUUUUGCCGAGUUUUCUGACGUGGCAAGCUGGAUGGCGGAAUGAUUGGGUCAACAAUUCAGGAAUCACUGGAGAAGUUUUCGAUGAUGCCGUUUCAGCCUUUAUCACAGAGGUUUGAAAAUGUAUUGGCAUGAUACAAACAGCUUUUUAGAUUAUUGCCAAGCACGGAGAGUUGGCUCCACGACUGUGCAACAAAGAUCCUUAUACGGCACUCUGGGUACCCACUAUCCGCAGACUUUACCCUAAUUCCAAAUUCAUUCUGAUGCUCCGUGAUGCUCGAGCAGUCAUUCACUCUAUGAUAGAAAGAAAAGUUCCGGUGGCUGGUUACAACACCUCUGAUGAAAAUGUUAGUUCGACGAGCUCCAAUUGAUAGAAAUCGUCAUGAACUUUCAGGGCAUGUUUGCUAAAUGGAAUCAGGAGAUUCGCAAAAUGGUGUUUCAAUGCAAUAAUGCUCCGGGCCAAUGCAUCAAAGUGUAUUAUGAGCGAUUGAUACAAAAACCUCAGGAUGAGAUACAGAGAGUCACCAACUUUCUUGACCUACCGUACUCCGAUCAAAUGUUACGACAUCACGAGCUCAUUGGCGCUGAAGUUGAUUUGAAUGAGUAAGGAACGGGGUUACUAACAACUUUGACUUCUUUAUUUUCAGACAAGAAUUUUCGGCGUCACAAGUAAAAAAUUCGAUCAACACGGAUGCUCUCACAUCGUGGUUCAACUGUUUCAGCGAGGACACUCUCGGCAAGCUAGAUGAAAUUGCUCCAUUUUUGAGCAUUCUCGGAUACGACACAUCCAUGUCGAAACCAGAUUAUUCUACGUUUGCGAAAGAUGAAUUUUAUAGAUUCCGUAGUAUUUAUUCAUAAUUCAUGGCAUCUUAUUUUGAGAUAAAAUUUAUUGUUUUUGCACACGUGAACUGAGAGGGUAAUAACGUUUUGUACAACUUCUUCAUUAUUUUUAGUGCAAGAGCAUGAGAUUUUGAACAAAAAAAUGGCUCAAAUCGUGGAAGUAAGUAGAUUCACGUUGACUCACUCCGAGGAUCGGUUUCAGAACUCUACUGCAUCCGCAUAUUCACUGGUUGCUGCACCUCCAUCCACUCCUGCGAUAAACCAUGACGACGACGUCUUCGCUCUUCUCUACAAGAUCCUCUCUUCGCCACUGGUUUUUCUCGAUCACGAGCCAGAGGGCCUUCCAAUUUUUCACAUAGAUGUGGGAAUCACCGUUGAAGAGAUCAAAGUGCUGACCGAGAAGAUGAAAAAGUCGUUUCUGGAGCAGCCCACUUUGCUCCAACUCAACAGCGAUCCGGUGAACGUUGUUGCUGAUCUGCACGGCCAAUCCAUUCAUCUGCUUCGAAUUCUGAAUGCAUGCGAGCCGCCGCCCAAUCAAAAGUACUUAUUUCUCGGCGAUUACGUAGAUCGAGGAUCUCAGAGCAUCAUCGUCAUGUGUCUUCUGUUUUGUCUCAAACAUCGCUACCCCGACAGCGUUUACUUGCUUCGUGGCAAUCACGAGGACAUAAACACGACUCUCAACUACGGAUUCUACGACGAAUGUCUCGAAGCUUACAAGAGCGUGGAAGUGGGUCUGGAGGUGUGGAAGAUGUUCAUCGAGACGUUUAAUUGCAUGCCCCUGGCGGCCACAAUCGGACUGAAAGUGUUCUGCGCGCACGGUGGCAUCUCUCCGUGGCUCCAAUCGCUUGAGGAUAUCAAUGCUGUGAGAUACUUCCGCAACUUUUCCAUAUUUGCGAAACUUCAUUUCUAGAUCGAGCGUCCUCUGGUGAUUCCUCCGUUCGGACUGCCCUGCGAUCUUCUCUGGUCGGAUCCAGCUCAGCCGGAAAGGAGUGGUUGGGGACUGAGCCAUCGUGGAAUCUCUUUCACCUACGCCCGAAACGUCGUCGAGGAAUUCUGCGCGAACAAUGAUAUUCAAUUGAUACUGCGCGGUCACCAGCUGUUCAAAGAGAUGUACCCGUACGGAUGUGUGAUCCGAUUCGGCGGACGUCUUCUUUCACUUUUCUCGGCGCUCAACUACGAGCUGCACAAGAACAACAGCUCCGUUCUCAAACUGGAGUUCGGAUCCAAAAUUAAAGUGAAACAGGUGGUCUUUCGAUGCCGUCACUACGUACCGGUGAAACUCACUGACACCCUGGGCUACAAGGACUUGAAAGCAGCAUCAAAGAAGUCAAAGUGGCCCAAAAUUGAUAAUUUAUUAAGUAGAAGUUGAAAAAAUAUGAAGAUUACUUGAGCCAAUUACUGAUGAAGUGCCUUGUGUGGUUUUAGAGCCAAUGCCAACAGUUACACCGGAAUUGGGAAGGGUUACAGAAAGAAAAGAGGCUGGGAAGGGUCUGAGGAUCAAGGAACAUGGGAAUAG
Molecule: messenger RNA, 2451 nt
Organism: Caenorhabditis sp. 36 PRJEB53466
Lineage: Eukaryota; Metazoa; Nematoda; Chromadorea; Rhabditida; Rhabditidae
Source: the annotation of a GenBank genome assembly